GCCAAAGCCGGGCUCAUCACCGCAUUCAUCAACACUAAUCAACGCUUGGAAGCGCUCACCCAUUCAAUCACUGUUGUCAACUGCAAGGCUGUGAUAUAUGAGCCACAAUUGGCCAAAUCGAUUCACGAAAUACUUCCUGCGGUGAAAGAGAAGAACCAAUCGAUGCGAUACUUCAGUUUCGGCGCUCAUGUGGUGCCCGAGGGUCGGGACAUACCGUCGCAGCCGUUGCACGAGCUGUUGGACCAGUCGUCCGCAACCGAUCCCAUCACUCUAGCGAAGGGCAACUUCUCGGACAAACUGUACUACAUAUUCACGUCGGGCACCACCGGUCUGCCGAAGGCGGCCGUCAUCCGCAACCAUCGGUUCCAGUACAUGGGUGUCAUCAUUAGAUCGCUCUUCAAUUUCACCCACAAAGACAACAUGUACUUAACGCUACCCCUGUAUCACAAUAACGCCGGUACUAUGGGCUGCGCUCAGGCCGUCCUCUUUGGCAUAACCCUAACACUAAGGGAUAAGUUUUCGGCCUCUAAUUUCUGGGACGACUGUAUUAAAUACAAUUGCACCGCUGCGAUGUACAUUGGUGAGAUUUGUCGAUAUUUAUUGGCUCAACCGGAAAAGCCAGUCGACAAACAACACAACCUGAGGAUUAUGAUCGGCAAUGGGCUCCGCAAGAAGAUAUGGACCGACUUUAAGACCCGAUUCAAUAUCCCACAAAUCGGCGAGUUUUACGGCUCCACUGAAGGCAACGCUAAUGUCGCCAACAUAUCCAACAAAGAGGGUGCCUGUGGUUUCGUGCCGUGUUGUAUACCGUGGUUUUGUCGUCUCGUAUAUCCAGUGGUCGUCAUGAAAGUGGACGAAAUGACCGGCGAACCGAUCCGCGACGCCGACGGUCUCUGCAUUCCCGUAAAGGCGGGAGAAAUUGGCGAAAUUGUGGGCAAAAUUCAAGAGUCAGAUCCGGCCCGAGCCUACCCGGGCUAUCACAACGUCGAGGCCACCAAAAAGAAAGUGGUGAAAGAC
Medioppia subpectinata is the source of this 1017-nucleotide messenger RNA. NCBI's taxonomy places the organism in Eukaryota, Metazoa, Arthropoda, Arachnida, Sarcoptiformes, Oppiidae. The record is from the annotation of a GenBank genome assembly.